AUGGCUGAAUACGACGAAGCAUACAAGGAUGAAUUUUACGACGACGGCGACGAGGGAAUCACCUCGGAAGACUGCUGGACCGUGAUCUCUUCUUUCUUCGACAGCAAGGGUCUCGUCUCUCAGCAGCUCGACUCCUUCGAUGAAUUCAUUUCCUCAACGAUGCAAGAACUGCCGAUCGUUGUCCGCCGCUACGAGUUGAAAUUCGGAACCGUCAUGCUUUCGCGACCAUCCGUCACAGAAGGUGAUGGAGCGACCACAAUCAUGUUGCCACAAGAGGCGCGUCUCCGAAACCUCACCUACGCGAGUCCCCUUUACCUUGGCGUCACAAAAAAGAUCAUGGAAGGACGAGAACGCCUGGUUGCCGACCCUGAGGACGUAGAGGGCGAUCUCGAUGCAGAUCCCAAGACCCGUGGCACAUACCUCCAGUGGGAGCAGAAGGAGCUUCCCAUGGAGCAGCAGAAGGAGGAACCUGUGUUCAUUGGCAAGAUGCCCAUCAUGCUCAAGUCCAAAUACUGUAUCUUGAAGGACUUGCCUGAGCAGGACCUCUACGCCUGGAACGAGUGCCCCUACGACUCUGGUGGUUACUUCGUUAUCAACGGAAGUGAGAAGGUGUUGAUCGCACAAGAGCGAAGUGCCGGAAACAUUGUUCAGGUCUUCAAGAAGGCUCCCCCGAGCCCGACACCUUACGUUGCUGAAAUUCGAAGUGCUGUCGAGAAGGGUUCGCGACUUCUGUCUCAGCUUGCGCUCAAGCUCUUCGCCAAGGGUGACAGCGCCAAGGGUGGAUUCGGCCCUACCAUCCGUUCAACUCUGCCCUACGUCAAGACCGACAUCCCUAUCGUGGUUGUCUUCCGUGCCUUGGGCGUUGUGUCUGACGAGGACAUUCUUAAUCAUAUUUGCUAUGAUAAGAACGAUACCCCGAUGUUGGAGAUGCUGAAACCGUGUAUUGAGGAGGGUUUCGUCAUUCAAGACCGUGAGGUUGCCUUGGAUUUCAUUGCCAAGCGUGGUUCCUCUCAGUCGAACCUGAACCACGAGCGCCGUGUGCGCUACGCCAGGGAUAUCAUGCAGAAGGAGUUGUUGCCGCAUAUCUCACAGAGCGAGGGCAGUGAAACCCGCAAGGCCUUCUUCCUUGGUUACAUGGUGCACCGUCUUCUUCAGUGUGCCCUCGGUCGCCGCGAUGUUGACGAUCGUGAUCAUUUCGGAAAGAAGCGUCUGGAUCUCGCUGGACCCCUUUUGGCGGGUCUCUUCCGUGUCUUGUUCACCCGUGUCACUCGUGACCUGCAGCGCUACGUGCAGCGAUGCGUUGAGACCAACAGGGAGAUCUACUUGAAUAUGGGUAUCAAGGCCGCCACCCUGACAAGUGGUCUGAAGUACGCCCUAGCAACGGGUAACUGGGGCGAGCAGAAGAAGGCGGCCAGCGCCAAGGCCGGUGUGUCUCAAGUGCUGAGUCGAUACACUUAUGCCUCAACCUUAUCCCAUUUGCGCCGUACCAACACACCCAUUGGCAGAGAUGGAAAGAUCGCCAAGCCGCGACAGCUUCACAACACCCACUGGGGUCUUGUGUGCCCUGCCGAAACUCCUGAAGGUCAAGCUUGUGGUCUUGUCAAGAACUUGGCACUCAUGUGCUACAUUACCGUGGGUACGCCCAGCGAGCCCAUCAUCGACUUCAUGAUCCAGCGUAACAUGGAGGUCCUCGAAGAGUUUGAGCCUCAAGUUACACCCAACGCUACCAAGGUCUUCGUCAAUGGUGUCUGGGUUGGUAUUCAUCGCGAUCCGUCGCAUCUUGUCACCACCAUGAUGUCCCUGCGCCGACGAAACAUGAUCUCUCACGAGGUCAGCUUGGUCCGUGAUAUUCGUGACCGAGAGUUCAAGAUUUUCACGGAUACUGGUCGUGUGUGUCGACCUCUUUUCACUAUUGACAACGACCCCAAGAGUGAGAAUGCUGGAUCCUUGGUUCUCAACAAGGAGCACAUUCGAAAGCUCGAGCAGGACAAAGAAUUGCCUGCAAACAUGGAUGCGGAAGACCGCCGGGAGCGCUAUUUCGGAUGGGAGGGUUUGGUACGAUCCGGAGCUGUGGAGUUGGUGGAUGCCGAGGAAGAAGAGACUAUUAUGAUUGUCAUGACGCCUGAAGACUUGGAAAUCUCCAAGCAGCUCCAGGCCGGCUACGCGCUGCCAGAGACUGAUUCGGAUGACCCCAAUAAGCGAGUCCGUUCCAUUCUCAGUCAGCGGGCACACACUUGGACACAUUGCGAGAUUCAUCCCAGUAUGAUUCUCGGUGUCUGUGCCAGUAUCAUUCCUUUCCCCGAUCACAACCAGUCUCCUCGUAACACCUACCAAUCUGCCAUGGGUAAACAAGCCAUGGGUGUGUUCCUGACGAACUUUGCACAGCGCAUGGAGACCAUGAUGAAUAUUCUUUACUAUCCUCAGAAGCCUCUCGCGACAACUCGGUCCAUGGAGUUCUUACGUUUCCGUGAAUUGCCCGCCGGUCAGAACGCCAUUGUGGCCAUCUCCUGUUAUUCUGGUUACAACCAGGAAGAUUCCGUCAUCAUGAACCAGAGCAGUAUCGAUCGAGGUCUGUUCCGCAGUCUCUUCUACCGCACAUACACAGACUCGGAGAAGAUGGUUGGCUUGACAGUUGUGGAGCGCUUCGAGAAGCCAAUGCGAUCUGAUACCAUUGGUAUGCGCAAGGGUACAUACGACAAGCUGGACGAUGACGGUAUCAUUGCCCCAGGUGUCCGUGUUUCCGGUGAGGAUAUUAUUAUCGGAAAGACCGCACCUUUGGCUCCCGAGGCCGAGGAGCUCGGACAGCGCACUAAGGCUCACACCAAAAUUGAUGUUUCCACGCCUCUCCGUAGCACAGAGAGUGGUAUCGUGGAUCAGGUGUUGGUCUCGACUGGUGGUGACGAACUCAAGUUCGUCAAGGUUCGCAUGCGUACCACCAAGAUUCCCCAGAUCGGUGACAAGUUCGCUUCUCGUCACGGUCAGAAGGGUACUAUUGGUAUCACCUACCGACAGGAGGACAUGCCCUUCACUCGUGAGGGUAUUGUUCCCGAUCUGAUCAUCAACCCGCACGCUAUUCCCUCUCGUAUGACAAUUGCUCACUUGAUCGAGUGUCAAUUGAGUAAGGUGUCUUCCCUGCGUGGAUUCGAAGGUGAUGCCACUCCCUUCACCGACGUGACAGUCGAUUCCGUCUCCCGCCUGCUCCGCGAGCACGGCUACCAGUCCCGUGGAUUCGAGGUCAUGUACAACGGAUAUACCGGCCGCAAGAUGGUGGCACAGGUUUUCCUCGGCCCGACCUACUACCAGCGUCUGCGCCAUAUGGUCGACGACAAGAUCCACGCGCGUGCCCGUGGCCCAACCCAGAUCUUGACCCGCCAGCCCGUGGAAGGUCGUGCCCGUGACGGUGGUCUCCGUUUCGGAGAGAUGGAACGUGAUUGCAUGAUCGCUCACGGAGCCAGUGCUUUCCUGAAGGAGCGUCUGUUCGACGUGUCUGAUCCUUUCCGCGUGCAUAUUUGCGACGACUGCGGUCUGAUGACCCCUAUUGCAAAAUUGAAGAAGGGCCUCUUCGAGUGCCGCCUCUGCAACAACAAGCACCGGAUCUCGCAGGUGCACAUUCCCUACGCCGCCAAGCUUUUGUUCCAGGAGCUGGCCUCGAUGAACAUUGCCGCGAGGAUGUUUACCGACCGGUCUGGCGUGUCGGUGCGGUGA
Molecule: messenger RNA, 3705 nt
Organism: Penicillium atrosanguineum
Lineage: Eukaryota; Fungi; Ascomycota; Eurotiomycetes; Eurotiales; Aspergillaceae
Product: DNA-directed RNA polymerase II subunit RPB2
Exons: 3
Coding region: 1-3705 (1234 amino acids)
Biological process (GO): DNA-templated transcription
Cellular component (GO): RNA polymerase II, core complex
Molecular function (GO): DNA binding; DNA-directed RNA polymerase activity; ribonucleoside binding
Source: RefSeq, a predicted model, not a curated record